Mytilus trossulus (common blue mussel) is the source of this 589-nucleotide messenger RNA. RefSeq lists its product as uncharacterized. Lineage: Eukaryota; Metazoa; Mollusca; Bivalvia; Mytilida; Mytilidae. The record is from RefSeq and is a predicted model, not a curated record. The transcript has 3 exons. The coding region runs from base 54 to 560 and encodes 168 amino acids.
CCAGUUCUGAUUUCAAAGGGAAGAGAUCAUUCCGUUCCUGUAAUAAACAAAACAUGAAACUUGUUUGGUGCUUCCUUGUUUUGUGCAUCGCAUCAACAUCUUAUGGAUCUGCUUUACCUGAAGAAGAUGAAUUAGAAUAUAUAAAUGAUAUUGAUGAAAGUGAACUAGAAGAGACUGACCGAAAGAGAACUACUGUAUCUGACGAGGAUGAUUUGGAUGAAAUAAAUGAUAUUGAUGAAAGGGAUGUAGAAGAGAACGAUCAUAGAGUAGAGAAAAGAUGGGGUAAAGUUAGACUAACUAAAUUGGUUUUGAAAAAACUGGCAAGAGACCUGAGAAGAAAUGGAUCACUAGCAAGAAGAGCUGCUAGACGACUUGAAUCCUGGACUGGAGGUCGUCUGAGUGCAAACAGGAUUACAGCUGUCAUAGAAGGAGUAGCUGCUAGACUAGACAGAUAUGAAACUGCAACUUGUAACUUCUUUGCAAGUGUUGCAUCCAGAUUUGGUAUUUCCAGAUGGAUAGGAUACAAAAUUUGCCGACUUGCAAUUUACUUGCUUUUGUAAAGUGAAAUAUGAUUAAAAAUGAACAUAGA